Messenger RNA from Arvicanthis niloticus (Nile rat), 2247 nucleotides. RefSeq names its product NOP9 nucleolar protein (gene Nop9). Gene Ontology annotation, molecular function: RNA binding. Gene Ontology annotation, cellular component: nucleolus; 90S preribosome; preribosome, small subunit precursor. NCBI's taxonomy places the organism in Eukaryota, Metazoa, Chordata, Mammalia, Rodentia, Muridae. The record is from RefSeq and is a predicted model, not a curated record. Gene Ontology annotation, biological process: endonucleolytic cleavage in 5'-ETS of tricistronic rRNA transcript (SSU-rRNA, 5.8S rRNA, LSU-rRNA); endonucleolytic cleavage in ITS1 to separate SSU-rRNA from 5.8S rRNA and LSU-rRNA from tricistronic rRNA transcript (SSU-rRNA, 5.8S rRNA, LSU-rRNA); endonucleolytic cleavage to generate mature 5'-end of SSU-rRNA from (SSU-rRNA, 5.8S rRNA, LSU-rRNA).
AGACUCAUGACGUCUACGUGCGUCAAGAACGCGCCGGCGGUUGUGGGAGCUGCAACCGGGAAGCGUGAACGUCUAGUCCCGCAGCACGCAUGGGGUUGGGCCCGCGUUCUGCUCACAAAGCGCGGCGCCAGUUCUCAGGUACCGGCCGGCGGGGACGCGCGGCCCGGGGUUCGGGGCGUCCCCCUCCCGGCCGCGAUGCUUGUUCCCGGCUGCCGGCGGCCGCGCGUGCGGAGCAGGCCCCCGAGGCUCUCCCGCACCUGAGCCCGGAGGCGCUCGGAUAUUUCCGACGGGCGCUGUCAGCGCUGAAAGUGACUCCGGACGCCGCCGAAGAACGAGAGUUGAUGGCGCGCAAUAUUUUGAAGGAAGUGGAGGCUCAGGCUCUAGCCUUGGCCACGAACCGGACUGGUAGUGAAAUGCUGCAGCAGCUUUUGGGGUUCAGUCCUUUGAAACCCUUGUGUCGAGUGUGGGUCGCUCUGCGCCCCAACUUGCGUUUCGUGGCCUGUCAUCGGUGUGGGGUCCACGUAUUACAAAGUGCUCUGCUGCAGCUACCUCGAUUGCUGAGGAGUCCUGCAGAGCCAGCUGAGGAGGAGGAGGAAGAAGAUGGUCCUUCACAGACUCUGGAGGAGCUAGUCCUGGGACUAGCCGCUGAAGUGUGUGAUGAUUUUCUUUUCUUCUGUGGAGACACCCAUGGCAGCUUCGUGGUCAGAACUCUGCUGCAAGUGUUGGGAGGUAUUCUUCUGGAGUCUGAGAGAGUCAAGCCCCGUGGUUCCCAGUCAUCUGAAACACAGAGGACCUCAGCUCGGGAAUGUAAACCAACUCAUUUUGAGGUUCCUAAAACCUUCUUGAAUCGCCUUCAAGACCUGAGCGCCUGCUUUCUGAAGGACAUUGCUGUAUUUAUCACCGAUAAGAUCUCCAGCUUUUGUCUUCAAGUGGCCUUACAAGUCCUCCAUCACAAGUUACCUCAGUACUGUGCCCACCUCUGCGAUGCAGUCAUUGAUUACCUGAGUUCUCGAAAUUCUUCAGCAGAUGGCAGCCCUCUACUCCUGUUUCUUCGGGAUCAGACAAGCUCUAGACUCUUGGAGCAGGUGCUGCUGGUGUUAGAAGCAGAGAGGCUGCAACGCCUCUUUAAGGACCACUUCCAGGGUCAGCUGUGCUCCUUGGCUGAGCAUCCCAUUGCUAACUUCCCUUUGCAGCGCUUACUGGAUGCAGUCACUUCCCCUGAGCUGCUGUCCCUUGUGUUUGAGGAGCUGAGCCCUGCCUUGGAAGCAGUGCUGGCCCGGGGCCACCCAGGGGUAGUUGUAGCUCUGGUGGAAGCCUGCCGCAGGGUUGGGACUCACCAAGCCCAGGUCUUGAAGCUGCUGUUUGAGGCAUUUCAUUGUGCAGAGCCCCCAUCCCGACAAGUAGCCUGUGUGCCUCUCUUUGCUUCUUUGUUGGCUUAUGAGGUAUACUAUGAACUAAUGGAGGAGGAAGGGGCGGUGCCUGCAGAACAUCAGGAAGAAAUGGCCACAAGCAGAGCUCUGAGGGAGGUGACAGUCCUUGGGUCUCUACUGCUUCAGCAUUUGCUGCAUUUUUCCAACCCUGGACUUGUACUUCGAAGUCUGAGCGCCUUGACCGGACCACAGCUUCUGACUCUGGCCCAAAGUCCUGCUGGCUCUCAUGUAUUUGAUGCCAUCCUGACUAGCCCCUCUGUGACACACAAGCAGCGUCGUCGUGUGCUGAAGACCCUAAAGGGACAGUAUGUGGCUCUUGCCUGUAGCCGCCAUGGCAGCCGUGUAUUAGAUGCCAUCUGGAGUGGAGCAGCUCUGGGGGCUCGGAAGGAGAUUGCUGCCGAAUUGGGAGAGAAGAACCAGGAGCUGAUUCAAGAUCCUUUUGGCCACCAUGUGGCUCGAAAUGUGGCCUUGACUACCUUCCUGAAGAGGCGAGAGGCUUGGGAACAGCAGCAAAGCACUGUGGCCAAGCGGAGGCGGGUAUUGAACUCUAUACUUGAAGACUGAGGCCUUGCAACUGGAAAUAAGUGUUGUUGGGGAGGGUGAGGACAUGCUGUCCUUCCUGGUUUAAGUCGGAGCCAGAUGUAGUAAGAUACACAGAACUGUAAACCUACUAUUCCGGAGGGUAAAACAAGACUAUCAAGAAUUCAAGGCCAGCCUGGACUGUGGCAGCCAGAUCCUGCUAAUCCCUAUGUCCGUUUGUCAUUCUCUCCCCUCCUUCAAGGCAUACUGGUAAAGACUUUUAUAUUUGUCUUGGAAA